AUGAAGAACUCCCAGAUGGAAAGAAAAAAAUACUCAGUUCAUAAUUUGGUAAAACUGAUUAAUGAGAGGAAUAAACAGAACAUAAGGAAUAAGCAGCUCUCUGUAGGAGCCGACGGUACGACAAGUAUCAAGAUAGGGGACGGUCUGGAUAGAGAAACGCACAAUGAUUUUUUCCACAUGGAGAAUAAUGGGCAGGUAGGAGGAAAGGACAAAGCUACGGUCCCCUCGGAAGUUGGGGAUAGCAGCGGAGAUUAUGGCGUAAGAGACGGGAACGUUGAUGAUGGCGACGAAUGUGACGAUGACGACGAACAUGACGACAAACGUGAUGAUGAACGCGCUGCCUGCACGUACGGGGCGGACGCGACGCUGCCCCCCCCCGGGCACAAGGAAAUAAAGCUGUUCAUGUUUGAUUACAACGAGUGCCAAAACCAAAAGUGCUCCUGUAAGAAGUUAUACAAAUUUAAAAAAAUAAAAAAGGCACCAAUCAAUAAAAAAUUUAAAGGAAUCGUAUUAACGCCAUUCUGCGAGAAACUCUUUUCCAUAAAUGAUAAAGCCACUGUGGAGAAUUUUGGCCUGUCUGUAAUUGACUGUUCUUGGAAAUCGCUGGACUUAUUGAAAAAAUGCAAGUUCGCAAACCAGAGGAAAUUACCUUACAUCAUUGCAGUUAAUAGUAUAAAUUAUGGAAAGCCAUACAAGCUCUCCUGCUUGGAAUCGUUGGCAUUCUGCUUAUAUGUCUGUGGCUACAACAAGCAGUGUACCGAUAUUCUCAACAUUUACAAAUGGAGCUCAAGUUUUGUAAAUCUCAAUGAAGAGUUGCUCGAUAUGUACAAAUUAUGCAACACCCAUGAGGAGGUAAAGAAUGUUGAAGAUGAGUUUAUUCAUAAUUCGCUCAACGAAAAGGAGAAACGGAAAAAAAUAGACCACUACAAGGUUAUAUAUGAGGAUGGCUACUUGUAG
This is a messenger RNA of Plasmodium inui San Antonio 1, 957 nucleotides long. Its product is annotated as pre-rRNA-processing protein TSR3. The transcript has a single exon. Lineage: Eukaryota; Apicomplexa; Aconoidasida; Haemosporida; Plasmodiidae. The coding region runs from base 1 to 957 and encodes 318 amino acids. The record is from RefSeq and is a predicted model, not a curated record. Gene Ontology annotation, biological process: maturation of SSU-rRNA. Gene Ontology annotation, molecular function: rRNA small subunit aminocarboxypropyltransferase activity.